Molecule: messenger RNA, 1189 nt
Organism: Physeter macrocephalus (sperm whale)
Lineage: Eukaryota; Metazoa; Chordata; Mammalia; Artiodactyla; Physeteridae
Gene: CD38
Product: CD38 molecule
Exons: 8
Coding region: 173-1048 (291 amino acids)
Biological process (GO): positive regulation of B cell proliferation
Cellular component (GO): plasma membrane
Molecular function (GO): NAD+ nucleosidase activity; phosphorus-oxygen lyase activity
Source: RefSeq, a predicted model, not a curated record
GAUGGAAGAAUUUUGAAGGAGGGGAUGGGGGUGGGAAAGGAAGCGGAGAAAAGGCAAGUGAGAGAUAAAGGGGAAGUGCAGUUUCAGAACCGGGCUAGCUCUCUCCUCCCUGCCUGCUCAGCCUCCGGCAGCCUCUUCUCCAACUUCGCCCGGGCGACCCGCGUUGGACCCCAUGGCCGACCCCAGACCCAAGAAAGCCAAGAUCUGUCUCUGCAUGUUUCUAUGUCUUCUGGUGGGGGGGGUCAUUGCGGUGGUGGUCGGAAUCUGGAUGUGGCGCCACUCUUCCGAGCACAUGAAGUGGAAAGGGACGGGCAGCACUGCCCAUUUUCAAGAAAUCGUCCUGGAGCGAUGCUACAACUACACGCAGCUGGUGCAGCCGGAGCUCAGAGAUAGAGACUGCCAAAAGAUCAGGGAGGCUUUCAGGAAUGCAUUUAUCUCUAAGGACCCCUGCAGUGCGACAGAGGAAGACUACCACCCACUGAUGAAGCUGGUGAAUCAAACUGUGCCUUGUGACAAGGCAGUCUUUUGGAGCAAAACAAAGGAGUUGGCGCAUCAGUACACGAAGGUCCAGCGAGAGAUGUUCACCCUGGAAGACACACUGCUGGGUUACAUUGCGGAUGACCUUAGCUGGUGCAGUGAUGCAGGCUCUUAUGAAAUGAACUAUCAAUCUUGUCCACACUGGAAGAAAGACUGCAGCAACAACUUUGUUUCUGUAUUCUGGGACUUGCUGUCCAAAAGGUUUGCAGAAAAUGCCUGUGGUUUGGCCCGGGUGCUGCUCAACGGAUCCAUCAGUAACGCCUUUGACAGAAAAAGCACUUUUGGACGUGUGGAAGUCCAUAACUUGAAUCCAAUGAAGGUUCAUACGCUACAGGCUUGGGUGAUCCAUGACCUUGGAAAACUUCCCAGUGACUCAUGCUCGGGUUCCUCCAUAAAUGAUCUGAGAUGGAUUAUAAAGCAAAGGAAUAUCAAAUUUACUUGCCAGGGUACAUACAGCUCUGUCAAGUUUCUUCAGUGUGUGAAAAAGCCUGAGGAGUCAUCUUGCAGAUGAGCCAGUCUGCGUGCUUGAGGCCCUGCAGUAUACAUCAAAAUGCACGACUCAGGAGACAUGCUGGUGGAAAGCUGAGGAUUCGGGGGAAUUCUCUGUCAUAAUUUCAACACUGGAGAUGGGAGCCUUUUCCUCUAAAGUCUU